This is a messenger RNA of Lycium barbarum (goji berry), 3209 nucleotides long. RefSeq names its product disease resistance protein RPP13-like. Lineage: Eukaryota; Viridiplantae; Streptophyta; Magnoliopsida; Solanales; Solanaceae. The record is from RefSeq and is a predicted model, not a curated record. The coding region runs from base 312 to 2882 and encodes 856 amino acids. Gene Ontology annotation, biological process: defense response to other organism. Gene Ontology annotation, molecular function: ADP binding. The transcript is spliced from 2 exons.
UUUGAAUCAAACUUCUUUCUGGCAGCAGUUGCAGCCAACUUGAUUUAAAAUAUACUUACUUUGUAUCAUUUUUCCCAUUAUUGUCCAAACAGAAUUAUUAGGCGGUGGACCAUUGUACAGCACAUAUUAAUGGACCAUCGUAAACACUCAAUUCAUUAACACAAAAACAGUAUUCAUCUCUUAUCAAACUCACAAUCAACAUCUUCAGUUUCUUCAACUUGAUCUUAGUUUUAUCUCUCUUUCUUCCAAUAUUUUCCAUACAGCCCCUUUUUUUCCAGCUCUGAGUAUACUAAAUAUCAAGACUCUUGAAAAUGGUUUAUGCCUUUGUGUCAUUUGCAGUUAAAAGCCUGGGGAAUUUCCUCAUACAGGAAGUUAACCUGCGUUUAAGUCUGAGAGAGGAAGUGCAGUGGCUGCAAAAUGAGCUUCUCUCCAUGCAGUCUUUCCUCAAAGAUGCAGAAGAAAAGCAAGUUGGAGAUCAUAGAGUUCAACAAUGGGUGUUUGAUAUCAACUCUAUUGCUAAUGACGCUGCCACUAUACUGGAGACUUACAGUUUCGAGGCUGGUAAAGGCGAUGAUGAUGAAUCUGCUAAUCGACUUAAGGCUUGCACUUGCAUAUGCAGGAAGGAGGCCAAAUUCUACAACGUCAGCAAGGAGAUCCGAUCCCUCAAGCAGCGACUCAAGGAUAUCUCCCGCAAACGAAAGACAUAUGAUAUCAGAAGUAUCGAUAACAUUGCAGGAGAAGGACCAAGUAGCAGGCCUAACAAUCGGUCCGCUCUGGCUAGAGAAUUGAGGAGGACUACCUCCUAUAUGGAUAAGCAGGAUCUUUUUGUUGGCUUUAAGGAUGUUCUAGAAAGAUUGCUUGCUGAACUUGUCAAAGCAGAGCCACGCCGAACCGUCAUCUCCAUUUAUGGCAUGGGCGGGUUAGGCAAGACUACUCUUGCAAAAAACCUCUACCACUCCCCUAGUCUAACCAAUAUCUUCGAUGCACGUGCUUGGGUAUGUGUUUCUGAACAGUAUAACACCAUGGAUCUCCUCAAGAGUAUCAUCAAAUCCAUCCAAGGACGUGACAGGGAAACUCUAGAUCUGCUGGAAAAGAUGACGGACGUGACAGAUCUAGAAAAGCACCUUCAGGAUCUACUGAAAGAGAAAAAAUACCUUGUGGUGGUUGAUGAUGUGUGGCAGAGAGAAGCAUGGCAAAGUCUGAAAAGAGCACUCCCAGAUAGCAACAACGGAAGCAGAGUUAUCAUUACCACGCGCAAAGCAGAUGUGGCCAAAAGAGCAGAUGACAACGGUCUUCCCCAUAACCUUCGUUUCCUAAGAGAAGAAGAAAGUUGGGAGCUCUUUCACAGGAAACUACUCGACUUUAAGGCAAUGAUCCCAGCAAUGGAAAAGCUAGCUAAGGAUAUGGUGGGCAAAUGUAGAGGCUUACCUCUUGCAAUUGCUGCACUGAGUGGGCUUCUUUCACAUAAAAGAAGCCUAGAAGAAUGGGAAAGGGUGAAGGCACACCUUUGGCGGCAUAUGGAAGAUGACUCUAUUGAAAUCUCCCACAUACUAUCAUUGAGCUACAAUGAUUUGCCUACUGUGCUCAAGCAGUGUUUUCUUUACUUUGGUAUUUUUCCAGAAGAUCGUCAGAUUAAUCCUAAAAACCUAAUGCGGUUGUGGAUGGCUGAUGGAUUGAUACCCAGGGGAGAAGAAAGAAUGGAGGAUGUAGCUCAAGACUUCCUGAAUGAGCUGAUAAGGCGAAGCUUGAUUCAAGUGGCAGCUACACGUUGGGAAGAAGUUACUGAAUGUAGGAUUCAUGAUCUACUUCGGGAUCUUGCCAUACAAAAGGCAUCGGAGGUAAACUUCUUUGACACUUAUGACCCGACCAAGCAUUCCAUAUCCUCCUCAUGUCGCAGACAUACCAUCCAUGGUCAAGGAGAAAGGUACCUCACUCUUGAUUUUUCGAAAUUGAACUUAAGGUCAGUUACAUUCUUUGAUCAAAGAGAUCGUAAGCUGGAUAGGAUAAAGUUCCGCAAUAUGUUCCACCAUUUAUAUGUGCUAUACUUGGAGAAUGAUUGUGACACAUUUACACUACCAGAUGCCAUAGGAAGUUUGUACAGCCUCAGAUACUUAAGCUUUACAGGUGGUUAUGAUAUCCCCUCCUCCAUAGGCAACCUCAAGAAUUUACUGACACUCCAGGCCUUGGAUGCAGACACUCCUGAUAUAAACUUCUGGCUACCUCCUGAGAUAGCUAACCUAGUAAAUCUAAGGCAUUUAGUCGUUCCAUAUAGAGAACCUCUGCUACAUAUAAACAAACUCACAAGUCUUCAAGUUCUUGAAUACAUCUGUUGUGAUCAGUGGCGAGAUGUUAACCCUGUUGAUUUAGUCAAUCUUCGAGAAUUACGCAUGAAAUAUAUUAAGGAAUCUUACUCCCUAAACAACAUUAGCAGCUUGAAAAGCCUUAGCACUCUCGAAUUGUUGUGUAAAGAUUCUGGUGAAUCAUUGCCAGCCCUAGAAUUUCUUAGUUGUUGUCAAAAGCUCCAGAAAUUGGAGUUAUAUGGGAGAAUAGAAAAACUGCCCCCAUUUCCAAAUUCAAUCACAAUGAUGUCCCUUUGGGGCUCAUUCCUCAUGGAAGAUCCGAUGCCUAUUCUGGGAAUGUUGCCAAACCUAAGGGAUCUCCAAUUAGGAUAUAGAGCUUAUUCAGGAAAAGAAAUUACCUGCAGUGAUAACAGCUUCAGUCAACUGGAGUUCCUUCAUCUUGAAGGUCUUUGGGACCUAGAAAGAUGGGAUUUAGGCACAAGUGCAAUGCCUCUGAUUAAAGGUCUAAGUAUCCAUUACUGUUCAGAGCUAAAGGAGAUUCCAGAGAGAAUGAAAGACGUCGAGAGGUUGAAAGAGAGGUGAUUUUUGGAUGAAGCAGUUGAAGCAUAUAUGAUGAUAUCCAAUUUCGGCCUCUUUGAUAAUAGCAGGGGAGAAGCAACUACUGUUAGUGGAAAAUAGAAUGGCAGAUGAGAGUAUUGUUGCGAAUCACUUGAAGACAUCCACAUUGUAGAGGCAUUAACCAGAGUUCAGGGCUGUCAAUGAGAGCUUAUCUCAAACAUGAAUAUUUUGCUUUGGUUUUUGAGUGUUUAAUUUCCUUUUGUUUUGGGUUUGAUUGAGUGUGUGGAAUUGGUUUGAAUAGAAUUGUUUCUGAGAUUUUAUGCAAGAAUGAUUUUGUGAUGUUUUAAUUAA